Messenger RNA from Vairimorpha ceranae, 1104 nucleotides. Its product is annotated as 26s proteasome regulatory complex component. The transcript has a single exon. The record is from RefSeq and is a predicted model, not a curated record. Gene Ontology annotation, cellular component: proteasome regulatory particle, lid subcomplex; cytoplasm; nuclear proteasome complex. NCBI's taxonomy places the organism in Eukaryota, Fungi, Microsporidia, Nosematidae. Bases 1 to 1104 code for a protein of 367 amino acids.
AUGAAUGAAAGUUUAUACGAAAAAGAAAGACUUGCGAGAAAAGAAGGGGAUUUAAAUGCUCUUAAGUCUAUUUUUAUGGAAAUGUUACAGACAUGUAACACUGACCAAGAAAUCAUUUCACUUAUAAAAAUCCUUGCUGUUAGAAGAGGACAGUUACCCGAAUCUAUAAGGUGGCUUGUUAAUGAAAUAUUUACAAGUAAAAAAGAUGAUAAUAAAUUUAUUAAAAUGCUACUUUCUGAAGUUAUUGAAGGUAAAAUAUAUUUAGAAAGAGAAAGGGUUGAAUAUACUUUAUAUUUAAUGUCAAGGGCUUCUUCUCCUGAGGAAGCACUUAGUUUUAUUUUAGAUGUACCUGUAGAGACAUUUACUCUUAUAGAUGAUACUACAAUUAUUAGAUAUCAGCUUGAACAAUUAAGGUUGUGUUUAGAAGUUCAGGACUGGAUUAAAGCCAAUAUAAUUCUUAAAAGAAUAAGACAAAGAUAUUUUGAAGAAAAUAAUGCAAUUGAAGAGAGGUUAAAUUUUUAUACUUACAAGAUACGUUUAUUACUCGGACAGGGUAAUUUUUUAGAGGCAUCUAAGACUUAUCUAAAUUUAAAUAAAUAUUAUGAAAAGAAAGAAUAUGCAGUACUAGCAUCAUUUUUCUGUAUUAUUGCAGAAGAAAAGGAUUAUGAUACAAUGAGAAUAUUAUUAAAUGAUAAAUAUAAUGACAAAAAUAUGAGAAUAAUUUUAGAUCAAUUUCUUGAUAAUUUACUCAUUAAAAAAGAUAUUAUUGAAGAUUUAAAACAAAUAUUAACUAAUUUUUUAAAUAUAGAAAUAUUUAUGUUAAAAAUACAUGAUGCAAUUAAUUAUCAUAAUUUCAAGAUUAUUGAAAAGUUUUAUUCUAUUAUUAAUAUUAGUACUUUUACCGAUUUAAUGGAGAUGAAUGAAGAAGAUCUUAUUAAUAAAAUAUCAUUUAUGGUUAAUACACAACAGAGUAAAUGUAAAAUUAAUCAAAGAGAGAAAACAGUAACAUUUGAAAAUAAAAAGAUGAUUAAGAAUGUAGAUAAUCUUAUGGAUAAACUUAUUACUGUUGAUCAUUUAAUACAUAAAGAAACAUUAAAUAAAUAA